AAAAAAAAAAAAAAAGGAAAGGUAGAGGUAGCUGGGAUAUAAUCUCAGACAUGGCACCAUAAGACUGUGUUCAAGUUCCAGAUAUGCUAACUUGGGCUGGUCAUCCAAGGGCUGGCAAGAUCUCGUUGAGGUCAUUUCCUUACAAAAUUGUUACAGGUUAAAUGAGAUACUGCUAAUACUGCACAUAUAAAUUAUAAAGCACUUCUCAAACAAGAGAAGCUUGAAACUACCAGAAGAAAUGUGAUGCAGCAUGAGCAAGAGAUGCAGUAAAGCACAGCCAAGCAGCAGCGAGGGGAAAGGUGAAGCUCAAGGCAGGAAUAUAUAGCAAACCUAAGUCCACACCGUUUCUGUGAUUUCCUCCAGCCUACUGGAGUGGAGGACACAGAUUCUGAGUGAGAGUAGACGCAAGAAGAACAAGAGGCUGAAAAAAAUCUAGGUUCUAUAUUUUUAAAAGCUUAGGCUCCAGACAGCAUGCCUAGAGCACGAACCGCGUAAUGAAGGCAUCAGUGGAACAGCCGCCCACUGGGUCCAAAUUAAGCAGGGAAGGUCAUGAACGAAGAAAGCAGUGAGGGCCCAGUAGGCACGCUGACGCGACUGCAGAUAAGAACAGGUGGAGGGGAAGGGAGUUACCAUUUUUGGGAUUUUGGAGAAUCAGAAGAUUCCUGGUAAGUACAGAGAAGGCGGCCGUGUAAUUCCAGUUAAAGGGGUGGGACGUGCUCAUCUUCCCAAUUAGCUUUGAGCCCACAAAGCGCUUGCCCCUCAUUGCCACCAUCCACUGUCCCAUUGUGACUAAGCAUGGGCCCUCCGUGAUUGACUGGUAAAAACAGGGGGUCCAAUUUGUUCAGCUCGUUUCUGUUACACAGAACUAUGGAAUCCUGGAUGACAAACAUUCAUUCUUCCCGGGCAGAAAAACAAAGCCUUCCCGAGCCCAGGCAAGGAGGGUGGCGCUCCCCGGGCCGGCUGGAAUUGAAAUUUGAGACCUCGGCUCCACGGUCUCCCGAACCGGCCCCCGCAGCGCGAGCCUGACAUGCCCUCACCCCGGGAAAACACCCGAAGCCAGGGAGCCGCGGGAGUGCCUGUACCCCGCACGCUAGGCCUGGGGGGGCCUGUGAGCUGCAAGAAGCUCCGGAGGACGAAGGGGAGCCUCGCCGCCUCACACCAGCGCGCAGGAGAAACGUCUGGCGCCCCCGGGCGGCCGAGGCCUCGAGAGCCAGAAGAACGUCUCCCACGCCCAGCGCCGGGCCAACUGACAGUGCCAUCCACCAAUGGGAGGGCCCAGUCUGCGUUCGCGGGACCCGUCCGAGGGGAGAAGAGGGCCGUCCCUGCGGCAAGUCAGAGUGGUCCUGAGGCCUCUCUGGUCACCACGGAGAUAGAGGGACAGCCCCUGUGAAACAGUGACGCCGGCUACACUAUGCCGCUCGCUCUCAGCCUCGGCCUGUCCCUCCCGCCGCGCGCCGAGCCCUUCGGCCGCCCCGCCCACGGCCUUGUUAGGCCCGCCCCCCCCGCGGGAGUGGAUUGGCGAAGAUGUGGCGUCGCCAAAGCUUAUUGGAUGCUUAGUGGCGUCACUCUGGAGGGCGGCAGGGCCCGGAGCGGCGAGGGCCGCCCCUCUCGGAUGGUGAUUGGACUCGCCGGAGUAGACCGGGCUGGGAUUGGUGCGAGGCGGGGCGAGAGCCCGCGGGCGUCCCGGGCCCAGGCGCGGGGGAGGCGGUCGCCGCUGGGACGCCGGUGGGGGCGCUUCGCAGAGGGAAGGAGCAGGAGCGCCCCUACCUCAUCGGGCGGGGGCGGGGGCGGGGGCGGGGGCGAGGGCAAGGGCGGCGCUCGUCGCGUGUGGGUCGCGGUGGAGCGGGCGGCGGGAGGGGGGUGGCAGUGGAGGGACUGA
Molecule: messenger RNA, 1879 nt
Organism: Sapajus apella (tufted capuchin)
Lineage: Eukaryota; Metazoa; Chordata; Mammalia; Primates; Cebidae
Product: laforin-like
Exons: 2
Coding region: 1412-1879 (155 amino acids)
Source: RefSeq, a predicted model, not a curated record